AUGGCGGCGAUCGGGCCGAGCGCGCCCGCGGAGCAGGCCCCGGGGCCCGAGGCGGAGGCGGAGGCGGGCCUCUCGGGGUCGCCGCCGUCCCCGCCGGGGCCCGCGCUGCCCCUGCAGCGGGAGCCGCUCUACAACUGGCAGGCCACCAAGGCGUCGCUGAAGGAGCGCUUCGCCUUCCUCUUCAACUCCGAGCUGCUCAGCGACGUGCGCUUCGUGCUGGGCAAAGGCCGCGGCCCCGCCGCCGCCGCCGGGGGCCCGCAGCGCAUCCCCGCGCACCGCUUCGUGCUGGCGGCCGGCAGCGCCGUCUUCGACGCCAUGUUCAACGGCGGCAUGGCCACCACGUCGGCCGAGAUCGAGCUGCCCGACGUGGAGCCCGCCGCCUUCCUGGCGCUGCUCAGAUUUCUAUAUUCAGAUGAAGUUCAGAUUGGCCCCGAAACAGUUAUGACCACUCUUUAUACUGCUAAGAAGUACGCAGUCCCAGCCCUGGAGGCACAUUGUGUGGAAUUCCUUACCAAACAUCUCCGAGCAGAUAACGCCUUCAUGCUUCUUACGCAGGCUCGAUUAUUUGAUGAGCCUCAACUCGCCAGCCUUUGCCUAGACACAAUCGACAAAAGCACAGUGGAUGCAAUAAGCGCAGAAGGGUUUACUGAUAUUGAUAUAGGCCCUGCUCAAUCUGGAAUUCUGUCAGAUCGUGAAGUGGUCACUCUCUUUCUUCAUUUUACUGUCAACCCUAAACCCCGAGUUGAGUACAUUGACCGACCAAGAUGCUGCCUCCGAGGGAAAGAAUGCAGCAUCAACAGAUUCCAGCAGGUGGAGAGUCGCUGGGGCUACAGUGGGACGAGCGACCGGAUCAGGUUCACAGUUAAUAGAAGAAUUUCUAUAGUUGGAUUUGGUUUAUAUGGAUCGAUUCAUGGUCCCACGGAUUAUCAAGUGAACAUACAGAUAAUUGAAUAUGAAAAAAAGCAAACCUUGGGACAAAACGAUACUGGAUUUAGUUGUGAUGGGACCUCUAACACGUUCAGGGUCAUGUUCAAAGACCCAAUAGAGAUCCUACCCAACGUGUGCUACACGGCAUGUGCAACACUCAAAGGUCCGGACUCCCACUAUGGCACCAAAGGACUGAAGAAAGUAGUACAUGAAACGCCUACUGCGAGCAAGACUGUGUUUUUCUUUUUCAGCUCCCCUGGCAAUAAUAAUGGCACUUCAAUAGAAGAUGGACAAAUACCAGAAAUCAUAUUUUACAUAUAAUUUACCAUUGUCAUACGUUGUGGCUCAACAGUACCAUUCAGCCUAGUCUCAGAGACAGAAGUAACUGGCUACAAGUAUUAGUUUGGAGUGCUAUGAAUAUUUAUAACAUCAGAAACAGUUUCUCAGCUAGAAAAAUAUUGAUUUAAUCUGCAUGAUCUAAAGGCAGAUUUCUCAUUUUCUGAUAACUUAGGGGUUAAAAAAACUGAGUUGAAUUGUUUUAAAAAUUCAGCUCUUUCGGCUCAUAUAUUUCAUAGAUCAGCUGAUGAGGGAAUCUUUCAAUAGUUUUGUAAUUGAAAGAUCCUUGUUCUACGUAACUAGUUUUUUUUUUUUGUCAACACUAUUCCGAAGGCGAGAUGAAAUGAGUUGGGUCGGUGCUCCUAAGGAAUCUCUGUUGGCUCAAACAGCUAACUGGAAAACUUUAAAAACUGACUAUAUGUUUGGGGUUUGAAAGGAUUCAAGAACUGUAGGGAAACAUUCUAGUUUAGCAUUUGAAAUAGUACUAAACGUAGGAAUAAUAAACACAUCCACCAGGAAAAAUUUCCAAGGCAUUUCCAGGAAAGGCUAUUUUGCAACAGUGGAUUUUGUAACACUUCACAGAAAGGUGAUAAAAGCGAAAGCUCUCAAGGUGUGAUCUAAGACUGGACCCCUCAGCACCAAGUGGCGCCACAAUCUUUACCUGUCACUGGGGGCUGCGGAAGAGCCCCAGGCUGUGAGACAGGACACCGAGGGGGUGAACAGACAGUCCUUCAGCAUUGUAUGGAUAAGUCUACACAGCAAACGAUGGAAUAAAAUACUGGCGUAUUUCCGACAA
Molecule: messenger RNA, 2059 nt
Organism: Echinops telfairi (small Madagascar hedgehog)
Lineage: Eukaryota; Metazoa; Chordata; Mammalia; Afrosoricida; Tenrecidae
Product: BTB/POZ domain-containing protein 1
Exons: 7
Coding region: 1-1248 (415 amino acids)
Biological process (GO): neurogenesis
Cellular component (GO): cytosol; P-body
Molecular function (GO): protein binding
Source: RefSeq, a predicted model, not a curated record